Oppiella nova is the source of this 1074-nucleotide messenger RNA. The record is from the annotation of a GenBank genome assembly. Lineage: Eukaryota; Metazoa; Arthropoda; Arachnida; Sarcoptiformes; Oppiidae.
UAUCAAUUCUUCAUUACAUACGACAAGAAUAUUCCUAUUCUUGAAGCUGUAUUCAAUUGCUUGGAGCUGUUCCUCACAAUAAUAGCAUUUAUUAUCUCGUGUUUAACCACAAGAUAUUCCGAGUUCGAGGUCUUGGGAACAGAAUGUGAGGCCAAGUGUCCAAUGAAUGACUUCAAUAUCUUCUCCAAAAUAUUCAUCUUUUGGAUGAAAACAAUCCUAAAACAGGGCUACAAAUCGACGGCAGAUUUGGCCCAAUAUUUGCUUCCGAUCUGCGAUUAUAUGAAAUCCCUUCACGCGUUCAAUGCGUUUGAAUCGGCGAACAGGAAAUACAACUCAAAUAAACUAAAACCCAAAACAGAGAUCACUUUAUUCCCAUUACUCGUGUGGACGGCGUGGACUCCCUAUCUGUUUGGGUCGCUUAUGGAGCUGAUCCACGUGUGCGUCGACUUAAGUCAGCCCUUUAUUCUCUCCAAACUAAUAGACUUCGUGUCGGACACCGAGCAUCUGUGGCACGGGUUAUGUUAUGCCGUGGCCUACAGUCUUAUUAAUCUGAUUUCCCAACUGCUUGAAUGUCACUCCAAUUUGUUCAUAAAUAUGGCUUAUUAUAGGACGUCAUCAGCGCUCAUAUCAGCUCUCUAUCAGAAAAUGUUAAGACUUAGUCAAUUGGGUCCGUCAUCGCUGACACUGUUGGCGGUGAUGCUAAUCGUGGGUCCGUUCACCACAUUCGUGAUGACACGUAUCGACACAUUGCAGACCAAACAGAUGCAGUUGAAAGACAAACGUAUGGAACAAAUCAGUGAAGUAUUAAGUAAUAUAAAACUCCUGAAACUGUUUGGUUGGGAGAAGCCGUUCAUCGAUAGGAUCUCAGAGACCAGACGCCAAGAGUUGCAUACUUUGAAACUGAAGAACUAUUUUUGGUCGUGUAUUGAUGUGCUCUGGAUUGUCGUGCCCUUCAUUAUCGCCGGCAUCACAUUCACUAUAUUUAUCUAUACAUCUGGUCAGCCAUUCACCGCAAAAACGGCUUUUGUUUCGCUAUCUGUUUAUAUCUCAUUGAAGGCACCGAUGGGAAGUUGA